GAACGUUGUACUUUGAACAGAAACGUUCCAUGCAGGGAUUUAACCUUGCAGUCCUGCAGCCGCCGUCAGACCAGGCGUCUUCUUCUGGACUGGAGGACCUGCAUCAUGUCCACCUCGGUGCAGGUGGCGCCGGUCAUGGAGGAGACGUACGAUGGAGUCGGCCGCUGUAAGUGUGCUUUCUGGUUGGCGGUGAUCCACGACGUUCUGGGCGUCCUGAUCAUCAUGGUGGGGGUGUUCGGCGGCAUUGUGAUCCAUGAUGUCUUCAUCUAUGGCGGCGCCAUCGUCAUCUUCCUCAGCCUGAUCUGGUGGAUCUUCUGGUACUCGGGGAACAUCGACGUUCCGCCGGAGGAGCUGGAGGACGACGUGGGCCUGAUGAAGACCCACAACAGGCGGGUCAGCCGGGCCGUCAGGCGGGUUUCCAACAGGAUCAGGAACUCUUUCAGGAAAAAGGCUCGGCCUGUGGAAGAGGGGCCCUUCAGGGGCACCGGGCCCUUCGGGGGCUACCGGCCCUCAGACUACGGUAUGGAUGUAACGCUCUCCACCAUAUCUGGCAGCUCUAAAGGCUCUUCAUCAAAACAACUUGUGAGAGAAACUCUGUCCAUAUGAAGAGUCAGAGCUGGAGCUUUAUUUGUAUCUUUAUUCAGUUAUUUUUAUGUGUCUGUAAUCAUUAGUCAACUCAGAGCUGAUGAAUGAUAAGACAUAAACUUUGCACACAGCAGCAGCAGUUUGCUGACACACUCAGAGACGACUGACUGUUUUUACUGCUGACUGUCUGUCGCUCAUUUCCAGAUUUCGGAGGAGUUGAAAUGAGGUGAAUUUUAUCUGCAUGAUUUGUUCAUCAUGAAGCUGUAAAUGCUGCUGCUGAAACAAAACACUGACAGAAAACAGAUUUUAUCAGCAGGUGCUACAAGCUUUGGCUUUCCACAUGUUCCCUAUUUUACUAAAUAAUUUAGUAUUUAGAAAUACUAACUUUUUGCCUGUAAUAUAUGUGUAAUGUAAAUUAACAAUGAAACAAACCAAAAAUGAACUUGAUUAAUAACUCAUAAAAUAUUUUUAGAAUUUUUAUGUGAAAUUAAAAGUUGUGUAAAUAUCACAUUUCCAUCUUUUUGUUUAAACACUCAACUGAAAGGUUGAGUGUUUAGCCCCGCCCCUAGUGUCAUCAAGGGGGCGGAGCCUAACACGAUGGGGGCGUGGCUCAGUGUGGGGCCCAGAACAGGGGCUGAAAAACUGCCAGCAGCUUUUCAGACUCUUUAGAACCUUUUAUGGUUUUUGUUUUUGAAAUGUUCAUGGUGACGUGAAGCACCAGAUGUGCAUCCAAUGCAGAAUUUAAGCAAAGAAGUGAAUUCUGCUGUUGUUCUCCACUGGACCUGACUCAACCAAGACGAAUCAGAGCACUUCAUUGAUGGCACCAAUGAGAAAAUGAAUCUGCAAAGUAAUGCUCAACAACAUGCAUGCCACACUUUUUAGAUUUUCAUCUGUGGAAAAAUAUCUAAUUGUAUUGUAUAAUUACUUUCCAUGUAUAAAACCUACUAUGUGUUAUUCUGCCACAUGGUAUCCUAAUAAAAUGCUUUGUAUGUGAGGAUUUAA
Molecule: messenger RNA, 1587 nt
Organism: Poeciliopsis prolifica (blackstripe livebearer)
Lineage: Eukaryota; Metazoa; Chordata; Actinopteri; Cyprinodontiformes; Poeciliidae
Product: transmembrane protein 238-like
Exons: 1
Coding region: 106-606 (166 amino acids)
Source: RefSeq, a predicted model, not a curated record